Messenger RNA from Pipistrellus kuhlii (Kuhl's pipistrelle), 6820 nucleotides. RefSeq names its product solute carrier family 4 member 8 (gene SLC4A8). The record is from RefSeq and is a predicted model, not a curated record. Gene Ontology annotation, cellular component: plasma membrane. Gene Ontology annotation, biological process: monoatomic anion transport; bicarbonate transport; transmembrane transport. Gene Ontology annotation, molecular function: solute:inorganic anion antiporter activity; sodium:bicarbonate symporter activity; monoatomic anion transmembrane transporter activity. NCBI's taxonomy places the organism in Eukaryota, Metazoa, Chordata, Mammalia, Chiroptera, Vespertilionidae. The transcript is spliced from 25 exons. The coding region runs from base 181 to 3498 and encodes 1105 amino acids.
AUUGGCCGCGGCGAUGCCUCGCGGGCCGGUGGCCACGGAGGCGGAGGAGGAGGUGGAUGGUGGACCAUUGGCUCCGGAUUAGGGGUCGCCGUCGGGGCGCUUCGCUGAGACCCGCCGGGAGCCUAGGGGCUGCUGACGCUCGGCCUGGAGCCCGCGGGGGACUCCGUGCUCGGCUCCGCCAUGCGCGCGGCGAGUAGCGAGCCGGACGGCGUCCUCCGCUAUCAGAGACCAGAUGAAGAAGCUGUGGUGGAUCAGGGGGGGACCAGCACGAUUCUCAACAUUCACUAUGAGAAAGAAGAGUUGGAAGGUCACAGAACUCUGUAUGUGGGGGUUCGGAUGCCGCUGGGCCGGCAGAGCCAUCGGCAUCAUCGAACUCAUGGCCAGAAGCACCGGAGACGAGGCCGGGGGAAAGGAGCCGGCCAAGGGGAGGAAGGCCCAGAGGCCCUGGCACACGGCAUCGCCCUGGGGAGAGAAGACACACCAUCUCAGCGCGUUCAGUUCAUUCUUGGUACUGAGGAGGAUGAGGAGCACGUGCCUCAUGAGCUGUUCACAGAGCUGGAUGAGAUCUGUAUGAAAGAGGGGGAAGAUGCUGAGUGGAAAGAGACAGCCAGGUGGCUGAAGUUUGAAGAAGACGUUGAAGACGGGGGAGAACGCUGGAGCAAGCCCUACGUGGCAACCCUCUCGCUGCACAGCCUCUUCGAGCUGAGGAGCUGCCUUAUCAAUGGAACGGUCCUUCUGGACAUGCGUGCAAAUAGCAUAGAAGAAAUCUCAGACUUGGUCCUGGACCAGCAAGAACUGUUCAGUGACCUGAGUGAAAGCAUGAGAGUUAAAGUACGGGAAGCCCUUCUCAAAAAGCAUCAUCAUCAGAAUGAAAAGAAGAGAAAUAACCUCAUUCCUAUUGUUCGCUCCUUUGCUGAGGUUCGCUCCUUUGCUGAGGUUGGCAAGAAGCAGUCUGAUCCACAUUCAAUGGAUAAAAAUGGUCAAACUCUGUCUCCUCAGUCUGUUCCAACUACGAAUCUUGAAGUAAAGAAUGGCGUGAAUUGUGAACACAGUCCUGUGGAUCUAAGUAAGGUGGACCUUCAUUUCAUGAAGAAAAUUCCCAGUGGGGCAGAGGCCUCCAACGUCCUGGUUGGUGAGGUGGACACUCUGAACCGCCCCAUUGUUGCCUUUGUGAGGCUUUCUCCAGCUGUUCUCCUCUCAGGCUUGACAGAAGUGCCCAUCCCCACAAGAUUUUUAUUUAUCCUACUGGGUCCAGUAGGGAAAGGUCAGCAGUACCAUGAGAUUGGCAGAUCCAUGGCCACCAUCAUGACAGAUGAGAUUUUUCAUGAUGUGGCAUAUAAGGCCAAAGAUCGGGAUGAUCUCCUGGCGGGGAUUGAUGAGUUCCUGGACCAGGUGACGGUGCUCCCUCCAGGGGAGUGGGACCCUUCCAUCAGAAUUGAGCCGCCCAAAAACGUCCCUUCCCAGGAGAAAAGAAAAAUGCCUGGAGUUCCAAAUGGAAACGUUUGCCACAUAGAAGCAGAACCGCACGGGGGCCACAGCGGGCCAGAACUUCAGCGCACCGGGCGGCUCUUUGGAGGCUUGGUGCUGGACAUCAAGCGGAAGGCCCCUUGGUACUGGAGCGACUACCAGGACGCACUCAGCUUGCAGUGCUUGGCCUCCUUCCUGUUCCUGUACUGUGCCUGCAUGUCACCUGUCAUCACCUUUGGGGGGUUGCUUGGAGAAGCCACUGAGGGACGCAUAAGUGCAAUUGAAUCCUUGUUCGGAGCCUCCAUGACUGGGAUUGCCUACUCCUUGUUUGCAGGACAGGCUCUCACCAUACUGGGAAGCACUGGGCCAGUGCUUGUGUUUGAAAAGAUUUUGUUCAAAUUCUGCAAAGACUAUGCUCUUUCAUAUCUCUCCUUGCGUGCUUGUAUUGGACUGUGGACCGCCUUCUUAUGUAUUGUUCUUGUGGCAACUGAUGCCAGUUCCCUUGUCUGCUACAUUACUCGCUUCACCGAAGAAGCAUUUGCUUCCUUAAUUUGCAUUAUUUUCAUCUAUGAAGCAAUAGAAAAGCUGGUUCACCUGGCAGAGACCUAUCCCAUCCACAUGCACAGCCAGCUGGACCACCUUAGCCUGUACUACUGCAGGUGUACUGUCCCAGAGAAUCCAAACAAUCACACACUGCAGUAUUGGAAGGACGAAAACAUCGUGACAACAGAAGUCCACUGGGCUAACCUGACUGUUACUGAAUGCCAGGAGAUGCAUGGAGAGUUCACAGGACCUGCAUGUGGCCAUCACGGACCCUAUACUCCUGAUGUGCUGUUUUGGUCCUGCAUUCUCUUCUUCACCACCUUCAUCCUUUCAAGCACCUUAAAGACAUUUAAGACAAGCCGCUAUUUCCCAACCAGAGUGCGCUCCAUGGUGAGUGACUUUGCCGUUUUCCUCACAAUCUUCACAAUGGUGAUCAUUGAUUUUUUGAUUGGAGUCCCAUCACCAAAACUUCAAGUUCCAAGUGUGUUCAAGCCAACAAGGGAUGAUCGAGGGUGGCUUAUUAGUCCCAUUGGCCCCAAUCCCUGGUGGACCGGGAUAGCCGCAAUUAUCCCAGCUCUUCUCUGCACUAUCUUAAUAUUCAUGGACCAGCAGAUCACAGCUGUUAUCAUUAACAGAAAGGAACACAAGCUCAAGAAAGGCUGUGGCUACCACCUGGACCUGCUCAUGGUGGCCAUCAUGCUGGGUGUCUGCUCCAUCAUGGGCCUGCCUUGGUUUGUGGCUGCAACUGUCCUGUCCAUCACACAUGUGAACAGCCUCAAACUGGAAUCUGAGUGCUCCGCUCCUGGGGAACAGCCCAAGUUCUUGGGCAUCCGAGAACAGAGAGUGACAGGCCUUAUGAUUUUUGUGCUGAUGGGAUGCUCAGUCUUCAUGACAACUAUAUUAAAGUUCAUCCCGAUGCCAGUACUCUAUGGAGUCUUCCUCUACAUGGGAGUCUCUUCACUACAGGGAAUUCAGUUCUUCGAUCGGCUGAAGCUCUUUGGGAUGCCCGCGAAGCACCAGCCGGACUUCAUUUACCUCCGCCACGUGCCGCUGCGCAAGGUGCACCUCUUCACCCUCAUCCAGCUCACCUGCCUGGUCCUGCUCUGGGUCAUCAAGGCGUCGCCGGCCGCCAUUGUCUUCCCAAUGAUGGUUUUGGCCUUGGUCUUCGUCAGGAAAGUGAUGGAUCUCUGCUUCUCUAAGCGAGAGCUGAGCUGGUUAGAUGAUCUCAUGCCUGAAAGCAAAAAGAAGAAGUUGGACGAUGCCAAAAAGAAGGCCAAGGAGGAAGAGGAGGCUGAGAAAAUGAUAGAAAUGGAGAGAGACAAGUUCCCCUUAGAGAGCAGGAAGUUACUAAGUAGUACUGAAAAGAACAACAGUUUCAGAUGUGACCCCUCUGAGAUUAAUAUAUCUGAUGAAAUGCCUAAAACCACAGUCUGGAAAGCUCUCAGUAUGAACCCUGGAAAUACCAAGGAAAAGAGUCUCUUCAACUAGAAGUAUUUGCCGGAUGGAAGAUUUGGGCCAUGAGAUGCCUCAGGGAAGUUCUGGUUACAGAGCAGAAGGCAAAUUUCUCAGAGAAGAAGCAAGACCCAGUCCGACCCUGUCCUCGGUCACAUCCGACCCUGUCCUCGGUCACGUCCAAGCCAUGCUGAAGCAUUCAGUUAUCGUGGUGUGUGUUGGAGGGCAUCCAGCUGUCCCCAUGCCAGCAGCCACAUGGAAACGUGGAAGCAGAAGACCACCUCCUGUUGGUACUUCUCCUCUUCCUUCUCUUUCUCUUCAAAACGGCCACUACUGAAGACCCAGCUUCCCAUCUUCCUGACAUUUUCUCUGAAACUCUCUGCCACGCCAUACGGAUCUGUGCUGCCAUUGAGGAUUCCGUUAGUGAGGUCCCUUUUCCUAAAGGAUUGGGCAGGGAAGUGGGAGCAAAGCAAAGAGGGGAAGGCUCUCUAGUCCCAUAGUGUCAGUGGGCUCCUAGGCAGCCCUGGGCUUGGUUGGAAUGCCUGCUGUAAGGGAUGCUGGUCAGACUCAGAGGCUGUCAGAAGGGCUGGCUAUAGGCGAGUCAGCGGCCUGGGCAUUGGCAGUGCUCUGACCGGGGUGCAACUUUAUUGUUCCCUAGUAGCAGUUUGCAUAACUCAGUAAGAACCUUGGAUGAUGAAAGAGCCUAGAAGGACAUGGGAGUUGUUUAGCUUAGACAGGAAAAGGCUUGGGGGGAAAUCAAUAAUGAGAAGGGAGGAUGAGGAGCUUCUCUUGGUUUCAGUGAGGAGAGAGUUAGAGACUGAACUUAAAUUGCUAUAGAAAGAUUUUGCUUAGACACUAGGAAGGACUUCCUAAGCUGAAAACUUGUCAUAGUGUCUGCUUUAUCAAUACCUGGGAAAGGUUUGAUAUCAGUUGUUUGUGAGUGGGAAGGAAGAUAAGGUGUUCUUAUUGGCCAUGUUGUAGAAACACCCAUGUCUUGCUACUCUCUCUUGAGAACACAUCUGAUUGCAUUCCUGAAGCAUCCAAGUGCUUAUGUAAUGUCUCCUUAGCUGCCUUAGUAGUGAAUCGUCGUCAACUCAAUGGACCACGUCACCUUUCGCCAUGUGGUUUCUUCACCAUCACGGAUUUCUGUUGGUUGACCAAUGUCUGGCUCUCAGAUCUAAAAAGCCACAUUGGGAAAUGAACUGUAAGUGGUAAAAUUAAUUUUGUAUUUAGUUUACAACUACAAUUAUAGUUUUUUCCCUCUUUUUUGUUGCAAUGAAUAGCAAUGGUUUGGGCUCCAGUGCAUAUAGAUCUUCCCUUCCUUUGUGCACAGAAUGUGACUAGCAAGCAUGUCAACACCAAAGGAAUCCGAUCACAUCAGUUUUCCAGUUGGAAAAUCUUUGUAGAGUGGGAUGUUCCCUCAGUGUGCUCGCCUUUCCAUAGGUGAAGCAGUGGCUACAUACCUUAAGGGAAUUUUGCAUUCCUUAGACUUUUAAAUAUUAGUGUAUUCUAGGCUUACUCUGAGGACCUUUGAUAUUAAAGGAAUCCUGCAAUUCUUUCAUAUUUUCCUAACUCUCAGAGCCGCAGUUAUUUUAAUACAUAGGUGAUUUUCAAAAUAUUUAACAACUGGCUUAGGAUGGGCACCAUCCACUCAGAAUGGACACCUGCUGUCAACAAGCAAUAUGUGUGAUCUGUCUGCUGAACAGCACGCUGCUUUCAAACGCUAAAAUAAUAUCCCUUUGAGUUGUGGGAAUUGUUCCUGAUUUUUCUGAUUUUCUACUUACAAGGAAGCCUCAAUUCCUUUCAUGUGGUGCAGACAGGAAUAGGAAUUAUUCCUGUCUGCACCACAUGAAAUUAUGGGCACUAAAAUCUUUGUGAGCCAUCGCUUCACAUUUUGUCACUUUAGGAUAAAUGUAGUAAUUGUGCCCAUUUACAUUUACCUACCUAAUCUAGAAAAAUCAAAAGGCAACCUGUCAAAGAGAAAAGCUUUCCUGCUAGUUUACCCCAUUCCUCUCUGGAGUUUGCCUUCUUUCUCACCUUUGUUUUCGGAGAAUAUGCCUGUCUACGCUGUCUUUCCAUCUUGCCCCUCCGUCUUCAUCUGCCUCCUCUGGGUAGGGAAGCUGGUUACUGCUUCGCCUAUUCCCUAGCCUCAGCGUGGUUGUAAGAAAUAUAACAGGAAGGCCCUUUGUGCAAUGAAACUGGGUGACAAUAUCUCAGAAAAAUCUCUCUUCUGAUACUCUGAUGUCUUAUGAUACUUUGUGUCUGCUCAGCUUCCUAUGAGUAAGGAUCCCGCCUUUCUUAACUGUGCAGAGAGUGACAGGACCACCGGUGCACUUUGGGGUCCCAAACCAGACCCUCCCAGGUUGCUGCGCCUUAGGAACUUCCGCUGAUUUCGAAGGCGGGCCAAUACUUGUAGGCAACUAGGUUUUCCUAAGACAAUAGCCAGACUCAUUCUACUACAUGUCUCUUCUGUUUCAGCUCCACCAAACACCCAGUCUCAGUCCUGGCUGCUUCCUUGGCUCAGGUCUGUUGCUAGGGUAGCAGAGUCAAGCUGGGCUGUGUGUGGAAUAGCAAACUGGGAGUUGAGGUGAAGCAGCAACGUGUGUGUCCGCGCACGCACAUAUAUGCAUAUGUGGUUAUCCGUAAGCUUUCAUUGCUGCUAUUAGUCAGUCCAUGCAACCUAAUCUGUGGGGAUAUCAAAAUAAUAUGAUCAUCCCCCAUCUAUGGAUUCCCCCCUCAGACUUCUCCAAUGGAAUAGCUCGAGGACAAACAUAGGCUGAUUACUCUAGAAAAAGGCGAGAACCUGACAUAGGGGUGGGAAGCAAGGCGGCUAGUUAUGAGUCCCAAGCCCCGGUGUUUGGGCCAGAGACGCAGUCACCUCUUUUAGGACAAGGGCAGAUUUCAGUUGAGCAUUGGUAGGCCAAGGGGCUGGUAGUGCAGAGGCCCGGGAUUUAAGAAAGUGAUAGCGAGAGGAAUCUUGGUUCUAAGAGGGAAGGAAGAACUAGCAUUGCUAAGAGGCUGUGCUACUUCCUAGCCCAUGACCUUUAAGAAGGGUCUGGAGAGAAGGGGAAGACCAGCAGAAAUAUGCUGUGUAGUUGUCAAAUACAUUUGGUUGCAUAAAAUGCAGGCCAGCUCUUUGAGGCUACAUAUGAUUUCAGACUUCUGAUGAUGGGAUAAUCGGGAGAUCUGAUCUUUAUCACAUACAGCUCUUAUCCCUGUCUCCUUAUUCAGAGAAAUUGGCCUUUAGGAUAGAGGGGUAGUGAGCCAUACAUUUCCAAAAGACAGUGUGAACAUAUGCUGUUUUUCUUUGUUUUGGAUGGCUGGCUUUUAAAUUAGUAAAAAAUGUGUUGUUGUUGUU